Messenger RNA from Penicillium griseofulvum, 864 nucleotides. Its product is annotated as 3-hydroxyacyl-CoA dehydrogenase family protein. The record is from RefSeq and is a predicted model, not a curated record. Gene Ontology annotation, biological process: fatty acid metabolic process. Bases 1 to 864 code for a protein of 287 amino acids. Lineage: Eukaryota; Fungi; Ascomycota; Eurotiomycetes; Eurotiales; Aspergillaceae. The transcript is spliced from 6 exons. Gene Ontology annotation, molecular function: NAD+ binding; oxidoreductase activity, acting on the CH-OH group of donors, NAD or NADP as acceptor.
AUGGAAGAUGUUAAACCCCCACAGGGGUCUGUUGUAAUCAUUGGAGCCGGUACUCAAGGUAGACGUCUUGCGCACAUGUGGUCAAGCCGAGGCGGCACUGUCUGUCUAGUAGAUCUUCAAGCGCAACAGCUACAAGAUGCUCUGAAGUACGUGGAACAGCUUCGUGCGGAUGCUACAGAUCAUGAAGGAAACUGGGGUCAGAUUGAGACUGCCCAGCCCACUUCCUUGCAAUCUACACUGAAAGAUGCAUGGCUCGUUGUUGAGUGUGUGCCGGAGAACUUGGAGCUAAAGCGAAAAGUAAUCACUCAACUCGAUGACCUUGCACCUGAAGGCACAAUUAUUGCUUCCAACUCGAGUAGCUAUGGAAUCUUUGAGAUUAUCCAGGGCAUGACCCUGAAAAACAGCAAAAGAGUUAUGAGCGCGCAUUGCUAUUGGCCACCAGAGACAUCCGCAAUUGAAAUCAUGGGCCAUAAGGAUAGCGAUCCUAAGCUGAUUGAUCUAGUCUUGAAACAAUGUAAAGAACAUGGAUUCUCACCUUUCCAUGUCAAAAAGGACUCUAUCGGCUACAUCUACAACAGAAUCUGGGCUGCUAUUAAACGAGAGACUCUACUCACAUUGUCUGAAGGCGUUGCCACGCCCGAAGAAAUUGAUGCCAUUUUCAAAGAUGUCUUGAAGACACCUAAGGGUCCAUGUGAACAAAUGGAUGUUGUUGGUCUGGAUGUUGUGUUGGACAUUGAGAAUCACUACGCCGAAUCUCGCAGUGGGAUUCCCACAGAACCGCGGGAUUACCUUCGAAAGAUGAUUAAAGGUGGAAGUUUGGGUGUCAAGAAUAACCGAGGAUUCUACGACUAUGAACAAAAAUGA